GCUGCAUUCUUUGGGCGUGAGUCACGCAGGUUUGCAGCCAGCCCCAAAGGGGGAUGUACGCGAGCCCAGCGCUAUAAAUACGGCGCGUCCCCGUGCUCACCACGCGGCGUCGCCAGGAGGAGGGCACGGGCGCUGGGUGCAGCAGGCCGAAGCGUGCUAGGGUUCCAGAAUUGCAGAAGGAGGCAUCAUGGCAACACUCCUGCUCUUCGUGGGGCUCCUGCUGGCCUGGGAGAGUGGGCAGGUCCUGGGAGACCAGCUAAUAUCCAGCAACGAGCUGCAAGACAUGUCUACCCAGGGGAGUAGCUACAUUAAUAAGGAAAUUCAGAAUGCCCUCAACGGGGUAAAAGAGAUAAAGAAUCUAAUAGAAAAAACCAAUGACGAGCGCAAGUUGCUUCUUAACACCCUAGAGGAGGCCAAGAAGAAGAAAGAGGAUGCCCUAAACGAGACCAGGGAUUCGGAAACAAAGCUGAAGGAGUUCUCAGGAGUGUGCAACGAGACCAUGCUGGCCCUCUGGGAAGACUGUAAGCCCUGCCUAAAACAGACCUGCAUGAAGUUCUACGCGCGUGUCUGCAGAAGCGGCUCGGGACUGGUCGGCCGCCAGCUCGAGGAGUUCCUGAACCAGAGCUCGCCCUUCUACUUCUGGAUGAAUGGGGACCGCAUCGACUCCCUGCUGGAGAAUGACCGGCAGCAGAGCCACAUGCUGGAUAUCAUGCAGGACCACUUCAGCCAGGCAUCCAGCAUCAUGGACGAGCUCUUCCGGGACAGUUUCUUCACCCACGAGCCCCAGGACACUUAUCACUACCAGCCCAUCAACCUGCUGCACCGGCGGCCUCACCUCCUCUUCCCCAAGUCCCGCUUCGCCCGCACCAUCCUUCCUUUUGCCCCGUUUGAGCCCCUGAACUUCCAGGACGUGUUCCAGCCCUUCUUUGACAUGAUUCACCAAGCCCAGCAGGCCAUGGACGCCCCCUUCCAGGGCUCGGCCUUCCACCAGCCGCAGAUGGAGUUCAUAAGAGAAGGCAACGGGGACAACCGCUCAGUGUGCCGAGAAAUCCGUCAUAACUCCACGGGCUGCCUGAAGAUGAAAGACCAGUGUGAAAAGUGCAAGGAAAUCUUGUCUGUGGACUGUUCAGCCAACAGCCCCUCUCAGACUCAGCUGAGGCAAGAGCUGAACGAUUCCCUCCAGAUUGCAGAGAAGUUGACUAAGAAGUACAACGAGCUGCUUCAGACCUACCAGUGGAAGAUGCUGAACACCUCCUCCCUGCUGGAGCAGCUGAACGAACAGUUCAGCUGGGUGUCCCGCCUGGCUAAUCUCACCCAAGGCCAAGACCAGUACUAUCUCCGGGUCACCACGGUGACUUCCCAAGCUCCUAAUUCAGACUCUCCCUCUGGUGUCACUGAGGUGGUUGUGAAGCUCUUUGAUUCCAACCCCAUCACUGUGACGGUCCCAGCAGAAGUUACCAGGAACAACCCUAAGUUUAUGGAUAUUGUGGCAGAGAAGGCCCUGCGGGAAUACCGCAAACAGAACAGGGAGGAGUGAGAUGUGACUUUGCACUUAGACAUCCAGGGCCCCGAGUCCAGCUCCCCCUGAGAUGAGCCAGCUCCCCCCAGAGAGAUCUCUGCGUGUCACCACGUGACUGGGCCUCAGGAGGCCCCCCAGCCCCGCCCCACCCCUUCUCCUUCUGGAUGCUGCACUCUAACGCUGCCUGUGCUGCGGGGCAGAGCUGCUCCCGCCUGCGACUAAUACAAUAAAACCGCCUAUGAUUUGA
This is a messenger RNA of Nycticebus coucang (slow loris), 1766 nucleotides long. RefSeq names its product clusterin (gene CLU). The transcript is spliced from 9 exons. Lineage: Eukaryota; Metazoa; Chordata; Mammalia; Primates; Lorisidae. Bases 188 to 1537 code for a protein of 449 amino acids. The record is from RefSeq and is a predicted model, not a curated record.